UCGCGGGAGUGCUACGAGGAGAUCGUGGCGCUGGAGCAGGCCGAGGACCGCAUCGCCAAGCUGGAGGAGGAGAACGGGAGCCUGCGGGAGCUAGUGGAGGACAUGCGGGCCGCCCUGCAGAGCAGCGACGCCCGAUGCCUGGCCCUGCAGGUAGGACUGCGGAAGAGCCACACUAACCAUAAGGAAGAGGGGACCUGUUUUGUAGGGUGCAAGAGACCGCUAAUGCAGAACCACUCCCAGACCAAGUGCCUUCAGAGUGUACUGAAGGAAGUGGAACUCAUCCGGAGCUCCAGGGACGGGCAAAUAGAAGAAGCAAUUAGGUUCAAUCAGGAACUGGAAAGAGAGCUGAAGAGCUCUCAGGAAGCUCUGGUCAGUCUGGAGGACUGCAACCGUAACCUGAAGAGGGAACAAGCAGAAAUGAGGAAGAAGGUGGAAGAGGCAAGACACGCUGUCCUUAACAGUCUUGGCAAAGUGAAGGAGCUGGAAGUGAAAGCCAACGAGGUGCCACAUCUGCAAGUAUACAUCCAGCAGCUGGAAUCAGAACUGCAGCACUACAGGUCAGAAAUGGUGAGAUUCCAGCUUCCCUCAAGCAGCAGCCCAGAGCAGAAGGAGGAAGCAGCUUUACCAGAUGGGAGAUGCUGCCUGGCUGUCGGACAACAGGACCGGCGCUCGCCCACUGGUGGGGCUGGGGCUUCUGAGAACGAGGAUCAGCUGUUCCGUGCUGUGGAGGGCCAGGCUGCCUCUGAUGAGGAGGAGGAGAAGUGGGCAGGAGACCAGCCCACCCAGGUGGACCACAUGAAGAAGAUACUGGCCAAGCUCCCCUGCUGUGCCAGUGGGUGUGAUGAAAAGAUGUGGAAAAGGCUAAUGUCUUACUUGGAGACCAGCAGGAGUGAUGGCCAUGAAGCAGCGCCUGUGGAGCUCGCAGAGAGAAUCACACAGCUCACUGAACAGCUCCACCUGAAAGGGCACGAAGUGCAACAACUGGAAACAAACGUAGAAGAGAUGAAAGGCCCAUUGCUAGGUGAGCUGCAGCAAAAGGUGGAGGAGACUGAAGUGCUGAAGAUGGAGCUGCAGAUGUUGGAGACGGAGAGAGUUAGGCUGUCCCUGGUGGAGGAAAAGCUCAUGGACGUUUUACAGCUUCUUCAGCAACUUCGAGACUUGAACAUAUCUAAGCGAGCCUUGGGAAAAAUCUUGCUGAGCACUUUGGAAUCCUGCUGGGACCCCCAACCUGGAAAAGCCCACCUAUUUGAAGUCCUAGACACUCUUUACCAUGAGCUGGCAGGCUGCGAACUCCUACAAAGCCAGCCUCUGGAGAAAGCACAGAGUUGUCAAGCCUUGUCCAACCCACUGGUCAUCUCCUGCUGA
Nestor notabilis (Kea) is the source of this 1365-nucleotide messenger RNA. It is a transcript of the gene EFCC1, whose product is annotated as EF-hand and coiled-coil domain containing 1. The record is from RefSeq and is a predicted model, not a curated record. Lineage: Eukaryota; Metazoa; Chordata; Aves; Psittaciformes; Psittacidae. Bases 103 to 1365 code for a protein of 420 amino acids. The transcript is spliced from 8 exons.